AUGGGAAGCGAAAAGUCAGAAAAGCUCGAAGCCCAGGUAAAGUCUGUGGACAUGAGCGAGGAAAUGCAGCAAGAGGCAAUAGAAGUCGCUACCGAGGCGAUGAGCAAGUUCAACAUCGAGAAGGCAUCACUCCCAUACUCUACAUACUAA
Messenger RNA from Coniosporium apollinis CBS 100218, 150 nucleotides. RefSeq lists its product as uncharacterized. The transcript has 4 exons. Gene Ontology annotation, biological process: microtubule-based process. The record is from RefSeq and is a predicted model, not a curated record. Gene Ontology annotation, cellular component: dynein complex. NCBI's taxonomy places the organism in Eukaryota, Fungi, Ascomycota, Dothideomycetes. The coding region runs from base 1 to 150 and encodes 49 amino acids.